AUGGAGACAGGAUUACCACCAAGCUGGUCGCUCAAGGUCAGUCGCACCCACAACAAGGAGUACUACUUGAACCAAGCAACGAAAGAAUCUUCUUGGGAACCGCCAUAUGGAACAGAUUCAGACAAGCUCAACAAUUACUUGGCUAAGUUCAAGGCCAACGGGUAUAAACCAGUGGUUGCCGAGGAUGGUAAGGUCAGAGCAGCACAUUUACUCGUGAAGAACGAAACCUCCAGAAGACCUAAAUCAUGGAAACUGCCAGAUGGCAUCACUAUCUCGAGAGACGAGGCCAUUGCUAAAAUAAAAGGGUUCCAGAAGCAGAUUUUGAAUGGAGAGGUAAAGCUCAGCGAUUUGGCCAGGACUGAAUCGGACUGCUCGUCUCAUACAAAUGGAGGAGACUUAGGAUUCUUUGGUAAGGGACAGAUGCAGCCCGCGUUUGAGCAAGCAGCAUUCGGAUUGAAUGUUGGUGAAUACAGCGAUAUCAUUGAGACCGAUAGUGGAAUUCACAUUGUGCAAAGAACUGGAUAG
Messenger RNA from Sungouiella intermedia, 525 nucleotides. Lineage: Eukaryota; Fungi; Ascomycota; Pichiomycetes; Serinales; Metschnikowiaceae. The record is from the annotation of a GenBank genome assembly.